Molecule: messenger RNA, 4738 nt
Organism: Lytechinus pictus (painted urchin)
Lineage: Eukaryota; Metazoa; Echinodermata; Echinoidea; Temnopleuroida; Toxopneustidae
Product: NXPE family member 3-like
Exons: 5
Coding region: 15-1661 (548 amino acids)
Source: RefSeq, a predicted model, not a curated record
ACGGUGCUGCAUAUAUGGAAUUUAAAAGGACUCUACAUCACUUAUUAGUGGUGAUACUCAUUGCAGCUUUCUUGAUGACCAUGUUUUACCAGUCGGAGCGUCAGCUUCGUCCAAACCAUAUAAAUGUUCCACCCACAUUUAAGUAUAAGAACUAUACAGUAUCUAACUUAUCAUCGACUAGUAUGAAAAAUAAAAUGACUUCGUACACGAGCAACGCAUAUUCCACAGCUCGAAUCAUCGACCGGAAGGACUCCUACCAGGUCAACGAUAGUCUGAAGAUCCUCAUCACAGCAAUGGACAUCAACAACGCCUCGAAGAGCUACGGAGGAGAUUACUUCCGGGUUAAACUCUACACCCCAGAAACGAAGUCGUCCUGGAGCAUUGACGUCACGAAUGACCUGGGAAAUGGAUCCUAUAUAGCUGAUGUGACCUUGAGAUGGCCUGGGAAGGUGAGCGUGAUUGUGACAUUGGUGCACCCGAGUGAAGCAGUUGAGAUUCUGCAGAGGACCCGUGUCGUGGAGCCAGGGAAAACAAUCUUUACUGGAAGGUACUCGCGAAAUCUGAGCUCCGGUUCGGAAAUCUAUGAAGAUACAAUGUGCAUUCCCAAAAUAAUCAAUAAUAGAUCGUUGUGCAACUUCACAGAUGGGCGAACGGGCUAUCCAUGGUUCUGCGUAGCGCCCUCCAAUAAAAAUCUGUCAUGCGAUGACUGGAAGCGAUACGCAACAGAUAACAAACUAUCCCAAAAAUUCACCAUGAAUGCAUUAAGCAAAGAAGAGGAAAAAGUCUUCAAAGUAUAUAAGCUGCCAAUAACAAAUCCACCACUUCCAUUGGAUGUCAAAGGCGAUAUUGAUAGUUGGAAGAAGAGCGUCUUUGCCUAUCAAGAUUCCUUACCAUCCUGUAAACCAGGACAACAUCUACACAACCCUACUCCUUCAGGCUUCUACGCCAAGGACAUCUGGUUCUCAGAUCAAUGCAAAUUCCGUCGGUUUACCAAGCCCGAAGUCUUACAAUGUCUGCAGAACAGAGCAGCUCAUAUUUUUGGUGACUCCACUUCCAGGCAACUAUACAUUGAGCUUGCCAGUAGAUAUAAACCUGAAAUUAAAGCGGAGCCGCCAAAGGAUAAAAGUCAAUCUAUUGCUGGACCACUGCAUUCUAGAAGUACCAAAUUUAAUAUUUCCAUUAAUUUCAAAUUUCAUGGUCACCCUGCCCGUCCGUCGUUUUUCCUUCGCAAGGAUACCAUCAACUAUAUUAUCAACGAAUUAGAUGAUCUCACUGUAGAUUCAAGAACAGUCGUAUUGAUUUGUGUUGGAACACAUUAUACGACUUAUCCUUUGGAGAUGUAUGAAGAAAGAAUGAGGGAUAUUAAAGCAGCAGUUCAGAGGCUUCACAUGAGAAGUCCUCAGACACUUGUGAUCUUUAAGAGCGCAAACACCCGUGAGCAUGAAACCACGUUUCAUGUGUUGCAGAACAGUGAGUGGUAUAUUAGGACGUUGGACCAAACGAUGAGGGCGCUCUUGAAGGAUGCCCCCGAGUUGGCUUUCAUCGACUCUUGGGAUAUGACCAUUGCUCAGAACUUCAAAGACAAUGUUCAUCCGAACCAGAAAGUAGUCGUCAAUCUUAUGAAUAACUUCCUUUCAUAUAUUUGCCCAGUCGCGUCAUAACCAACGUAAUAUUUAGGAGUUUGCUAUGUUUCAGUCACGCCAACCAAACCAACUCCAAAUUACCGAUCGAUAGAUUUCAUUGGAAAUACCCUCAGUACUGGAAAUAACAAAGUGCCACACAGUGUGAUUACAGUGUGUUUACAUAGUGGACGAUGUGAGAAUAUUUUUCAUACUGAUAAAAUGCUCAAAUUCGACAUGCAGCGUGAAGAUAUAACAGUGAGACUGUUCACAUAGUCGACUAUGUGAAUAUGCCUAUUAUAUGCGAUUCACAAAACCACUCAAAUUUAACAGUAUGAAGUUGAUUUCACAGUGUGAACACACUGUGGCACAUAUCGUAGGACACUGUGUUAUUUCCAGUAGGGUAAUAACUCUCAUCGGUCUGAGGUAUGUUUUGUUGAUGUGACUACUCAGGAAAUAAACAGUGUCCCUAUAAGUGUGUUCACGGCGUGGAACACAAUGUGAGUGCAAUUAUGCUUAUAAUUUGUUCACCUUUAAGGGUGCAAUUAAGUAGAAUUAGUACUGAAUUUGAUGUACAUUAUUGGAUUUAGUUAAAAUUAUUGUUUGAACUAUGAUAAUGACAUUAUUUGGGGCUAACCUCGAUUAGCAUCUUGCUAUUAUGUUAGCUCCAAUUACCAAAUGCUUUGUUUAAAUGUGAUGUACUAUUCCUUGUAAUUGUACCUGACAGUGAUAUUUGGUCAUAAAAUUAAAUUCAAAUUCAAUUCACUUAGCGAUAGGCCUACUAUAAGCACACUAUGGAGUUGUCAAGUAUUACGCACAUUAAAAGGCGAAAAGUUGCACCUUUUAGUAAUCAAAUUUCCACCACUCAGUCAAACACAUCAAGUAGGGCCUUUAAACCAAACGAGAUUGUUUCUUUAUUAGAUAUAGAAAGACGUUAAGUAUAUAUAUUCGUUCCAAUAUCAAAGUUUUUGGGUCAUUGAUUAUGCGAUGAUAGCAUACACCAAAGAGCUGGUACCUUUGGGGAUCUUUAAAAGAAAUCGGUGUGAAGUACCUCACGAUAAAAUCUGUUUGGAAAUGAACAUGGAAAUGGACUUAUUGUUGGAAUAUUCAUCAUGAUCAUGUACGUGUGUCAAUUCAUAAUAUUUUGAGAUUGACAGUCUAGUAUUUUAAAAUAGGUGUUCCUCAUGGAUCUACCGUUGGUUCAUUAAUGUUUGGCCUAAAUAUGUAUAGUUGUAAUAUCAUGAUUCUAAUGAAUAUUCUUCUGCUUGAAACAAAACACAGUGUCACACAAUUUGCUCACAGUGUCCAAAACAUGUUCACAUAGUAGACUACGUGAUCGCAAAGAUGUGGUUAACAUUGCGAAAAUGUUCAAAUGUAAACUGUGAAGAUAGUUGUACACUGUUGACGGGACGCCUCUAUACUGUGUGUAUUUGUAGUGUGUAGGCUACACAUAGUGGAAGAUGCGAUUCGCAUUCUUAAAAUGAUCAGGACUCCGUCUUAGCCAGCAACAUAUAAAAUGCAUGUUUGUUCAAAAUCUUUUUAGAUUUGAUUUGUAAUCAUACACUCAUUGUUUUCUUGAAAAUUCAGUUUAUUUGUCUGUGUUUACAAAGGACAUCACGUAAAUUUCUUGGAAAAAAUAUGACACUGUUGGAUUUCGAUAUAGUUUAAGAUGCUCGCAUCAAUCAUAACUCAUUGUAAGACGGGGCCUUGAUUUAAGAGUAGGCCAAUGACGAUCAUUUCACAUUUGUAUUUUCUCUUUUUUUUUGUUGGUGUUGAUGUUGGGUUUGGUUUUACCUCAUUUGCAUCUUUUACAAAUCAAGAUAAAAAAAAUCUAUUCUUUCGUCAAAACGCGUCUGAAGGAUGUGGUAAAGUAUACUCGAAUAUCGUCUAACAUUCCAAUAUUAAAAAAAGUGUAGUGAGUUGUUCAUGUCUUUCAGCCGUAUGGAUUUCAAGUUCGGUUUGUAGCGCACUUGUCUCGGUCAUGUUAAAAAUAAUUAUUACUCCGGCUGUUGCUGACCAUAUAGCCGCUUAUUAAGAAUCCUACCAUGUAGUCCCACCUGGGUCGAGUGCAGCACAAUAAGAAUAAAUUCCUUGCUGAAGGGAAUUAACACAUAGCAUUCGAGCCCAUGAAACUUUACACCAUGAUGGUUUUAUUUAUAUUUUUAUGUAUGUAUAUAGUUCUUCAUAUUUAUAUUUUUAAUGGCCCGCAUUCUCCAGUCCAGAUUAACUCAGGCCCUUGCCUUACUCUGUAUGAAAGUUAUGGGAAGUCAGAUAUUUCGAAAUUGCAUUUACAUAUUUCUAUAUUCACUUGGUUCUUUCUUCAUGCCUUACAGAUGAAUAUUUUUUUAAAGUAAUUAUUCCCACAUCAGUUAUGAAGGAUUUAAGUGUUAGAAUAAUGUACUGAUAAAUUGAACUUGUCCCGUUUAGAGAUAUAGCUUUUACAGUUGGCUAUCAAUAGUUACACCCCAACUUUAAACCAGAGUUUGAAUUAAACCCAAUUUCAGAAUAGGGUCAAUGGCCCGCAUUCUGAAGUCGGGUUUAACUUAAACUCAGGUUUAAAUUUGUGGUUUAAGUAUGGAUAGCCAAUUGUUACAUAAAUCACCAACGGUAGAGAUAUCAUAUUUCAGCUCAUUUGGCUCUCAAAUCAUUCAUAAUUUUCUAGGAAGUAUGAAUAGAUGAUUGUCUUAACCAUCGAUGAAUCAGGAAAGAGCACAGUAAACAUAAGAAACAGACAACUUAUAAAAAUUUUGACACUUUUGGCUUCCGAUAAUUUUAGCACAGAGUUAGACCAUGGUCUAAGAUAAACCGGACUUCAGAAUAUGGACCAAUAUGUUUAAUGAUUUAUCCUCUUUGUGCUGAACUUGACCACGGUGAGGUGAUCGGAUAUCCGGUAGGAUUGCACUGAGCGCUUGGAAGCAGCAGCUCUAGCUAAAGCCAGUUUAAAAUGUGCCUUGGAACAGCUAGCUCUAAAAUUCAUGGCACGAUAUGAAAUUAUAUUACUGUAUCUUUGUCGUAAAAAAUAUAUUGCAAUAAGUUUAAUGUGCCCAUGAAAUAUGAAUUGGAUGUUUUUUUAAUGGUUGAAGGAAUUAAAAAUCUAUAUUUUAUUUGUAAAAAAUGAA